Messenger RNA from Rubroshorea leprosula, 4138 nucleotides. The record is from the annotation of a GenBank genome assembly. NCBI's taxonomy places the organism in Eukaryota, Viridiplantae, Streptophyta, Magnoliopsida, Malvales, Dipterocarpaceae.
CUUCAGCUUCUAAUGCCAGCUCCGGCGGAGUCUCUCCUCUAAACUCUAAUUCAACAAUUUCGUUGGCGGAUUCGGAUUCAAAUUCAAAUUGAGGUGUUCUGCGAUUAAUCAAUUAAUCAAUCUGUUGUGGACAUUCAGGUGUCUGCAAAUAUCUGGUCUAGAAAUACAAAAUACAUAAUUGAUGUCCUUUGGGCGAGUUCGACUUGGUAUGUUUAAUGGCAGUCAUCAUCCAUCCAAGAAUUAGAUAGAUAUAUGUGUAAAAUUUUUUUUGGUUGAUAAAUCGAUCUGAUAGGGUUUCUAAGAUUGUUGUUGAUUUGUUAUAUAGUAGCCAACCCAACACUACCCUACCCUACCCUACCCUACCAUAGAUGGAGGAUUCCAAGCAUAAACCUAGGAAGGAGGAUUCAGAGAGAAAGGAUAUUGAUUCCAAAGGGACCCAUCGUGAACGUCGUGAGAAGCACAGGGACCGGGAUAGGAGAGACCGUGAAACUCGUCCUUCUGAUAGGGAUAAGAGUAGUGAUUCUGAUGAAAGGUAUGAUAGGGAGAGAGAAAGGGACAAGGAAAAGCACAGAGAUAGAAGGGAUCGUGAUGAUGAGCGGGAAAAGGUCAGAGACAGGAAGAGGGACAGGGAAGAUAGAGAGAAAGACAAGGAGAAAGACAGGGAGAGGGCAAGAGAGAAGAGGGAACGGGACAGGGAAGAACGAGAGAGGGAAAGGGAGAGGAGAGAACGGGACAGGGAGAGAGAAAGGGAAAAGAGAGAGAGGGACAGGAAGUUAAGGGAAAGGGAGAAGCGUCGUGAAUAUGACAACAACAACAACAGCGAUGACAGUGAUGCUGAGAAGGACCGGGACAGGGACCGUGAUAGGAAGCGUCAGCGUAGGCGUGAUCCUGAUGCUGAUGAUGAUUACAAGGAGAGAGACCGAGAAAGAAGUGUUAGCAGGUCUAACAGACAGAGGGAGAGGGAUGACAGGGAGGAGAGCCCAAGGAAAGUGGCCAUCGAGGAUGACUCAGACAUCAAAGAGACUAAAACAAGAGAGGAGGAAUUAGAAGAGGAACAGCGGAAACUAGAUGAGGAAAUUGAAAAACGAAGGAGGAGAGUGCAGGAGUGGCAAGAGUUAAGAAGGAAGAAGGAAGAGUCUGAGAGGGAAAAGCGGGGGGAUGCAAACAUUGAGGCUGAGGCCGGUAAAACUUGGACACUUGAAGGAGAAUCUGAUGACGAAGAUGCACCUUCAACAGUAAAAGCAGUGACAAAUAUGGAUGUAGAUGAAGACUUAAAGCCUAAUGGCAAGGAAGUAGGAGAUGCAAUGAUGGAAGAUUCCGAGGAUGAAAAAGUAGCACCUGUCCCACAGAAUGAGGUUGAUGGGAGUGCUGGGGAUGAUGAAAUUGAUCCUUUAGAUGCUUUCAUGAAUUCCAUGGUCUUACCAGAAGUUGAGAAGCUCAGCAGCACAGUUAUUCCUCCAUCUGAUGGUGAUAAAAUUGUGGUCACAAAAAAGGAUAAAAUUGAUAAUUUGAGCAAUGGUGAACAGACAAAGAAAAGUUCAAACAAGUCACUUGGGAGGAUUAUUCCUGGGGAAGAUUCUGAUUCAGAUUAUGAGGAUGUCGAGAUUGGUGAAGAUCCCUUGUUAGAGGAAGAUGAUGAGGAGUUUAUGAAACGGGUGAAGAAGACUAAAGCUGAGAAACUGUCCCUUGUUGAUCACUCAAAGAUUGAUUAUAAACCAUUUCGGAAAAAUUUCUAUAUUGAAGCGAAGGAGAUUUCAAGAAUGACUCCUGAUGAGAUUGCUGCUUAUCGGAAGGAAUUGGAGUUAAAGUUGCAUGGAAAGGAUGUGCCGAAACCAGUUAAAACUUGGCACCAAACUGGACUCACAAGUAAAAUAUUGGAGACCAUAAAGAAGCUUAACUAUGAAAAGCCAAUGCCAAUUCAAGCACAAGCGCUGCCCAUAAUUAUGAGUGGUCGAGACUGCAUUGGCAUUGCAAAAACUGGUUCUGGAAAAACCCUUGCUUUUGUUCUACCAAUGUUGAGGCAUAUCAAGGACCAGCCACCUGUAGCUGCUGGAGAUGGACCUAUUGGGCUUAUUAUGGCACCUACAAGGGAGCUUGUCCAGCAGAUCCACAGUGACAUUAAGAAGUUUGCCAAGGCAUUGGGAGUCAGAUGUGUUCCAGUGUAUGGAGGUUCUGGUGUUGCGCAACAGAUAAGUGAGCUAAAGAGGGGGACAGAGAUAGUUGUCUGCACUCCAGGUAGGAUGAUUGAUAUACUUUGCACUAGUGGGGGGAAAAUUAGUAAUUUGCGUAGGGUCACCUAUUUAGUCUUGGAUGAAGCUGAUAGGAUGUUCGACAUGGGUUUUGAACCUCAGAUAACUCGUAUUGUCCAAAAUAUUCGGCCUGAUCGUCAAACUGUCCUGUUUUCUGCUACCUUCCCUCGUCAAGUUGAGAUUUUGGCACGGCGAGUGCUGAACAAACCUGUUGAAAUACAAGUUGGUGGGAGAAGUGUUGUCAACAAGGACAUCACCCAGCUGGUUGAAAUGAGGCCAGAAAGCGAAAGGUUCUUAAGGCUGUUAGAACUUCUUGGUGAGUGGUAUGAGAAGGGAAAAAUACUGAUUUUUGUUCACACACAGGAAAAGUGUGAUGCUUUGUUCAGGGAUUUGCUUAGACAUGGUUAUCCCUGCCUGUCACUUCAUGGAGCCAAGGAUCAGACAGAUCGAGAAUCUACCAUUUCUGAUUUCAAAAGCAACGUGUGCAAUUUGUUGAUUGCAACAAGUAUUGCGGCCAGGGGCUUGGAUGUGAAGGAGCUUGAACUGGUGAUCAACUUUGAUGUUCCAAAUCACUAUGAAGAUUAUGUACACCGUGUUGGUAGGACAGGUCGAGCUGGGCGGAAAGGAUGUGCCAUCACAUUUAUCUCUGAGGAGGAUGCGAGAUAUGCACCAGAUCUUGUAAAAGCACUGGAACUCUCUGAGCAAGUUGUUCCUGAUGACCUGAAAGCUCUUGCCGAUAGCUUUAUGGCUAAAGUAAAUCAGGGGCUUGAGCAGGCCCAUGGCACUGGCUAUGGGGGAAGUGGUUUUAAAUUCAAUGAGGAGGAGGAUGAAGUGAGGAGAGCAGCCAAGAAAGCACAGGCGAGGGAAUAUGGCUUUGAGGAAGAUAAAUCAGAUUCAGAAGAUGAGGACGAAGCAGUUCGGAAGGCUGGUGGAGAUUUCUCCCAGCAGGCUGCGCUUGCUCAAAUAGCUGCCAUUGCGGCUGCCACCAAGGGCAGUGCAGCUGCAAUUCAGGCUCCUCUGGCGGUGGCCCCAUUGGUUCCAAAUGCAGGGUUACCAGUUUCUCUUCCAGGCAUGCUAACAGUGUCUGGUAGUGCAGCGGUUGUGGUUCCAAAUCCAAAUGAGGGGGCAGCUAGAGCAGCCGCACUUGCUGCUGCCAUGAACUUGCAGCACAACCUAGCCAAGAUUCAAGCUGAUGCACUGCCGGAACACUAUGAAGCAGAGCUGGAGAUCAAUGAUUUUCCCCAGAAUGCUCGGUGGAAGGUUACACACAAGGAAACUUUGGGUCCAAUUUCAGAGUGGACUGGAGCUGCCAUCACAACAAGGGGACAGUAUUUCCCACCAGGGCGGACUGCAGGACCAGGAGAGCGCAAGCUCUACCUGUUCAUUGAGGGUCCUACUGAUCAAUCUGUGAAGAGAGCUAGAGCAGAGCUGAAACGGGUCCUGGAAGACAUCACAAGCCAAGCGCUACAACUUCCGGGUGGAGCUCAACCGGGCAGAUACUCUGUUCUAUAGGUGAGCUGGAAAGAGAAGACUGUUUCCUCCUCAAGAUUUUGUUGGUGAGUAACGAUGGGAAUUGGGAGGUACUUGCCUCGUGAUGGUAUGAAGAAGCUGGAGUUUGUCUCUCGGUCUACAGACUGUCUUUUUGUAUUUCAAGUGGAAACAAGUUUGGGUCUUUGACUAUUACUAUCACUUAUUCAUACAUUAUAAUUAUUAUUACCUUAACCUUGUGCUUUUCCAGUGGACACUCGUCUUCCAGAACAAGAUGAUGUAUGUUAUUGUGUUUUCUGGGCUUUUAAGAGCCAAAUGCUGUGGGAGAAUGGACAUGAUUACAUAGGCGUUAUUAUUAUUAUUAUUUUUUAUUUCUUAAUUAAUAGACCUAAUGCUUUUGC